AUGGUAAAUGAAUCCAAUGAACCACUCCUGUUAAAGAAAGAACUCAUCAAACCAUCUUUAAACCUGGUUCUGUGUGGGAGGAGAGGAGCAGGGAAGACUUCAGCAGCCAAGGCCAUUUUAGGUCAGACUGAGCUUCAUUCAGUCUCCAACUCAUCAGAGUGUGUUAAACAUCAGGGAGAGGUGUGUGGACGUUGGGUUUCCCUGGUGGAGCUGCCUGCCUUGUAUGGAAAACCUCAGGAGGCAGUGAUGGAGGAAUCACUCAGGUGUAUCUCCCUCUGUGAUCCUGAGGGUGUCCAUGCCUUCAUCCUGGUCCUACCUGUGGCUGCCAUCACUGAUGAAGACAAGAGAGAGUUAGAGACCAUCCAGAACACAUUCAGCUCUCGAGUCAAUGACUUCACCAUGAUUCUGUUCACUGUGGACUCAGAUCCUACAGAUCCAACUGUUGGUAAAUUUAUAAUGGAAGACAAGGACAUGCAGGAGCUCUGUGAUGAGGAGCAGAGCACCAAAAGUCUCAGGAUUGUGCUGAUAGGAAAGACCGGCAAUGGAAAGAGCUCUACAGGAAACACCAUUCUAGGAAGAAAGGAGUUCAAAGCAGAAUCGAGCCAAACAUCCGUCACCAAAUACUGUCAGAAAGCACAGGGUGAAGUGGAUGGUCGUCCUGUUGCUGUGGUUGACACUCCUGGACUGUUUGACUCAACUUUGACACAUGAAGAAGUUCAUGAGGAGAUGAUGAAAUGUGUCAGUCUUCUGGCUCCAGGACCACAUGUCUUCCUGUUGGUGUUAAAAAUUGGCAGAUUCACACCAGAGGAUAAACAAACACUCAAUUUAAUCAAGAAAGGUUUUGGAAAAAGUUCUGGAAAGUUCACCAUCAUUCUUUUAACUGGAGGAGAUUCACUGGAGGAUGAUGAGGUGUCUGUUGAAGAGUACAUCCAACACAAAAGUGAUGAUUCCUUUAAGAAGCUGAUUGCUGACUGUGCAGGAAGAUACCAUGUGUUCAAUAACCGUGAGAAAAAAAGCCAUACACAAGUCAGUGAGCUGAUAACAAAGAUUGACACCAUGGUGAAGGACAAUGGAGGAAACUGUUUCACCAAUGAGAUGCUGGAAGAGGCUGAAGCAGCGAUAAAGAAGGAAAUGCAGAGGAUCCUAAAGGAGAAGGAAGAAGAGAUGAGGAAACAGAUAAGGGAACUUGAAAGAAAACAUGAGGAAGAAAAAGAAACAAUGAAAAGAAGAAUGGUUGAACAGGCAGAGAAAAUUGAACAAGAGAGAAAACUGAGAGAACAACAACUUAAAGAAAAGGAGGAACACAUCAACAAAGAGCGUGAGCAGAGAAAGAAAGAACAGGAGGAGAGAGAAGAAGAAGACAGGAUGAAGAGAAAAGAGGAAGAACUUCAAAGAAAAGAGUGGAAACAAAAAUUUGAAGCUUUAGAAAAAAAAAUAAAAUCAGAAUCUGAAGAAAAGGAAACCAUAGAUAAAAAGUUGAUACAGAACAGAAUGGAAAUGAGAAAACAACAAGAGGCCUGGGAGGAGGAAAGAAAAGACUGGUGGGAGAAACGAUAUCGUGAAGCUCGACAGUCUCGCAUUAAGGAGCUAGAAAGAAUUGAAAAGCUCCAAAAAGAAUUUGACCUGGAAAGAGAAACGUAUGAAAAAAGAAAAGAAGAAGAUCGAAUCAGAAGACUACGUGAAGAAAAAGAGAGAAAAGACUUAGAGGAAAGCUACAAAAGAAAGAUAGAUGACAUGAAAAAGAAAUCUGAAGAGAAUGCCAGAAAACAAGCUGAAGAGUUAAAUGACUUCAGAAGAAAAUACACCAAAGAUCUCGAAGCUUUGGCAAAAAAACAUGCUGACGAAUUAAAGAGGCUGAUGCAAGAGCAAAAAACAGAAAUGCAACAGAAAAACCAAGAACACAGCGCACAGUUUAAUCAGCUACAACAACGCUCAAGAGACACAGAAAAGAAACUCAAGGAAGAACUGAAGAAGAAGGAAGAAAAUCAACAAAAACUGGAGGAACUGAACAAAAAACAAGAACAAGAGAUAAAUGAUCUGAAUGAGAAGUACAAAAAUAAAUGCACUGUCUUCUGAUGUUCUUUUUCCAACGCUGCAACUCAUAAUAUUACUCUGUCCAGAGUUUCAGCCUCCUAUUUAUUUUAAUAGGGAAUAAAAAUGAAUAAACAUGCAACAGAUAGGAUAGGGAUAGAUGAGGUUAGUUUACAGUAGCUUAAUGGUGCAUUCCUGAAUGAGAUGGAAGUCGGAAUUUCCAAGUUCCUGGUCAGAAUUUGAAUCUGUAACACCCCCUUAACUCAGAUUUCCCACUUGGACAGUGAAAGUAGAAUUGGAUUGUUUAACUCAGCAACCCUAUGUUAAGAAUCCAAAAUGGCAGCACUGAAUGGAAACUGUAUUAAAACUGUAGAUUUGUAAUCUGCACUACCAGUGUUGUGUAUUUGUUACUCACUGAAUAAAUCAUAUGCAGAGUACU
This is a messenger RNA of Oreochromis niloticus (Nile tilapia), 2470 nucleotides long. RefSeq names its product immune-associated nucleotide-binding protein 12. Bases 1 to 2076 code for a protein of 691 amino acids. Gene Ontology annotation, molecular function: GTP binding. NCBI's taxonomy places the organism in Eukaryota, Metazoa, Chordata, Actinopteri, Cichliformes, Cichlidae. The transcript has 2 exons. The record is from RefSeq and is a predicted model, not a curated record.